GGCGGAGCGCGGGAGCGAGUCAUUUAUUGCAGAAGGCUCUUGAGGUGUUUAGGUGCUAGGCGGCCCUGAGGUGUACGAGCGAUCAUAAUGCAUUCCAACAAGAAGCCCCGAUCUGAUGCCGACAGACCUGCCAUUUCUAUCAAGAACUUUUUCAAUGAUAAAGGAUGUGAAAAUGCUCCAAGAAGGACUCUGAAGGUGAUUCAGCCCUCUGCCACUGGUCAGCUUGUAGGCCGUACCACAGAGACCAAAAAUUCAACAAAAAGAAAACUCUGGAAUGAUCAGAUCACUUCAAAGAAGGCGAAGGUGGAAGUCGCUGUUGAUCCAGAACAAAGGGAAAAUAAAGACUCUACAAAUGAAGCUUAUGAACUUAUGGUGCAAGAAAACCCUACUUACCAGUACUGGAAGGAGCUUGCAGAGGAAAGAAGAAAGGCCCUCUAUGAAGUACUACAGGAAAAUGAAAAGCUGCAUAAAGAAAUUGAGCUCAAAGAUGGAGAGAUCGAAAAGUUGAAGCAGGAAAAUGAUGAACUCAUGGAACUAGCAGGACAUGUGCAACACAUGGCUAACUUGAUAGAGAGGCUUACUGGAAGUGCACCUCAAAGUCUUGAGGACUUAAAGAACCUAGACUUGGAAGAAGCCAGAUAUGAAGAUGAGGCAGAAUUGGAGGAUCAGCAGUCAUUAUCUUCCAGUAUGGAACAUGAAGAUGCAUAAACUACAAAGGAUGUUUAUAAGUGGCCAUGGAUUGUCUUAGUGCAUAGACUGGCUGUAACUGCCACUACAUAUUCAGCCAGUUUAUUGGAACUUGUGGGAAACUUCAGGGCUAGGAGGAAAUGUCUGUGACGUAACUGCCACUUCGGACACAAGUAAUGGUUGCCCUUCCAGGAGGCCACUUUUCAGAACUGCAAAUACUAUGUAUUUCACAUGUAAAUAGUUUUUAAUCCACUGGCCUUGAUAAAAGGUGGUUGUAUAUUUAGUUUUUUAAUAAAUGAGUUCAAAAUGA
This is a messenger RNA of Bufo gargarizans (Asiatic toad), 997 nucleotides long. It is a transcript of the gene GMNN, whose product is annotated as geminin DNA replication inhibitor. Bases 88 to 708 code for a protein of 206 amino acids. Gene Ontology annotation, cellular component: nucleus. NCBI's taxonomy places the organism in Eukaryota, Metazoa, Chordata, Amphibia, Anura, Bufonidae. The record is from RefSeq and is a predicted model, not a curated record. The transcript has 7 exons. Gene Ontology annotation, biological process: negative regulation of DNA replication; negative regulation of cell cycle.